GAUGCAAAAGAAAGUGCCCCGCCACAGGUGGCAGCGCAGUGGCUUGCCAAGAAGGACCUGGCCCUAAUCCUGUUGGCCAAGGAGAUGUCCUCGCCGACGAUUCUCCUGGGCACAGGCCGGUCUCUCCGAUAGCCUGACAUCGCUUCUCCUUUUCCAAACUAGGCAACCUCUCCCACAUCCACACCCCGCUAUGGAGAGGGGGAGGGGAAGGAAUAAAUAUAAAUGGCCCCACCGCACUUCGGACUGAGAUGGGCACCAAAGGAACGCGUGUGGGGUAAGGGAUCGCCAACCCCAACCAGCGUCCCUCAUUCAUGCAUGAGCUUCUUCUAUACCAAGGCCAGCAAAUGGCCCAGCACCAAGCGAUAUCUGUGCCCCCGACCAUGCUCGAUUUGCUGGCCAAUUUGACUGAGGAUCGGUCCGCCGGGGAGAUUCCUUGCGUGGAUCUCUAUACUUGUUCUACCUCGGUGGCAUCCUUGGGCCAAAGACCUUUGUCCGCUGUGGAAGGACUGCUGGCUUUGGAAGGAAGAGAAGCCGAGAUGGAGGAAGAGGAGGAGGAGGAAGAAGAGGGACGGGUGGUGAGACGAGCUGCUUUCCUGGGCAGGCCCAAAAGAAAACGGAUCAUCACCUCCACGCAGCGCCAGGCAGCCAACGUCCGGGAGAGGAAGAGGAUGUUCAACCUCAACGAAGCCUUUGAGCAGCUGAGGAGGAAAGUCCCUACAUUUGCCUACGAGAAGCGUCUCUCCAGGAUCGAGACCUUGCGCCUGGCGAUCGUCUACAUCUCCUUUAUGACUGAGCUUCUGGAAGGCGACCAAGCUAGCUAAAAUGCCGGGCUGAACAAGGCAGCUGGUGGGACAAAUGGCUGCAUCCAAGGAUGGAGAAAAGGGACACCUGACACGAGCGCUGCGACUGAGAAGGGCGGUUAGGGCGUCCUCUCCUCUCUUCUUAUUCGCAUUUCCCGGAUCUCGUGUCCCUCCGGAGGAAGUGGACUAUGGCGUUUAUCAUCUCUAAUAAGCCUGGGCGGUGAUGGGUAUUGUAAUGCUUGCCAGGUUGGUUCUACUGAGGUGUAAUUUUAGGGGGAGAGACGACAAUGGAGCGCUUCAGACGCUUUUCAAAGAGGUUGGUAGGACGAUCAGACAACUGACUUUCAGGGAACAAGUUCAGGAAAUGUAAAGGGUGGAAUUUAAAGACGUGGGGAGGUCUUUCAAAAGCAAAGGAGUGAGGUCUGGGUUAGAACGAAAAAAUUGGACAGUCUUGAUUGAGGAAAAGAAAAGACUUGGAAU
Pantherophis guttatus is the source of this 1280-nucleotide messenger RNA. RefSeq names its product Fer3 like bHLH transcription factor (gene FERD3L). The record is from RefSeq and is a predicted model, not a curated record. NCBI's taxonomy places the organism in Eukaryota, Metazoa, Chordata, Lepidosauria, Squamata, Colubridae. Gene Ontology annotation, biological process: regulation of transcription by RNA polymerase II; developmental process. Gene Ontology annotation, molecular function: protein dimerization activity; RNA polymerase II transcription regulatory region sequence-specific DNA binding; DNA-binding transcription factor activity, RNA polymerase II-specific.